GUUCCCAGGAACAGCUUUUGUUGGGUUUGGUUAAUUCAAUAAUUACUCGAUGCGACUGUAUGGCAAUGCUGCUGAAUGAAUGAAUGGGCCAGGGCCGUGUUUUCUGUCCGCAGGUCACUCACCAUGUCCAGCUUGCUGGAGAUAAAGAGCAGCGUGCUCAGGCAGGUGCAGGCCUGCCCCUCUUUCCGCCGGAAGACUGAGGAGGAACCGGGGAGUGCCAGCACUGACUUGCAGGAGCCUGCCACAGGGGCCUGGAAACCUGGGGAUGGUGUGGAGUUCUUUGCCCAAAUUCGCCUCAUCCUGAAGAAGGGGGAAGGCAGACGGGGCCUGCCAUGCCCUGAGGUCCUCUUGCGCAGCAGCUCACCAGCUCCCGCCGAGCCCAUGGACCCAAACCGGGGCCUGAGAGCCCUGACCCAGGAGGAGGAAGAGAUGCUCUAUGAGGAAGCCUUGUACACCGUCCUUUACCGUGCAGGGACCAUGGGCCCCAACCAGGUGGAUGACCAGGAGGCCCUACUGCGCUACCUUCAACAGGUGUUUGGCACCAGCCCGGAGGAGCACACAGAGGCCAUUGAGCGUGUGAAGAAGGCCAAGGCCCCCACAUAUGCCCUGAAAGUAUCUGUCAUGCGUGCCAAGAACCUGCUGGCCAAAGACCCCAAUGGCUUCAGUGACCCGUAUUGCAUGCUGGGCAUCCUGCCGGGCUCGGGCAACCCACAGGAGCCAGGCCCGCACAAGGAGCAGCGCUUCAGCUUCCGAAAGGGUGCCAAGCGUGGCAGCCCACUGCCAGCCAAGUGCAUCCAGGUCACCGAGGUCAAGAGCAGCACCCUGAACCCUGUCUGGAAGGAGCACUUCCUCUUUGAGAUUGAAGAUGUCAGCACAGACCUGCUGCACCUGGACAUCUGGGACCAUGACGAUGAGGUAUCCCUGAUGGAAGCAUGCAGGAAGCUAAAUGAAGUCAUUGGCCUAAAGGGAAUGAGCAGGUAUUUCAAACAGAUUGUCAAGUCAGCCCGUGCAAAUGGAACUGCUGGGCCCACGGAAGACCACACGGAUGACUUCUUGGGGUGCCUCAACAUACCUGUCUGGGAAGUGCCAGUGGCUGGCGAGGACCGCUGGUUCAAGCUGGAACCACGCUCCAGCGCCUCCCGCGUGCAGGGAGACUGCCAGUUGGCCCUCAAGCUGAUCACCACGCAGAGGGACACAGGCAUGAGCCAGCGUGGGCGGUCAGGCUUCCUGUCCUACCUACUGCUGCUCAGCCGUCUGCUGCAGUUCGAACACCGAGCCCAGGAGCCUAACUCGAGCAGCUGGCGGGGCGAGCUCAGCGGGCCAGCGGCGACCGUGCUCUGCCUGCACGGUGCGCAGAGCAAUCUUUCAGAGCUGCAGCUGGCGGUGCUGCACUGGCAAGUUAGCAGCCGACAUCAUCAGACCUGCACCCUGGACUACGGCUACCUGCUGGGGUUGCUGGAGGACAUGGAGGCGCACUGGGAAGAGGCGGCCUCCCUGCCCCAGGAGCAGGAGGAGAGUCUGGCUGACAGCUUCUCUGCCUUCUCUGAGUUCGCGCUGCGGCUGCUGCGCCAGCUCCGGGACUACUUUCCUGCCACCAACAGCACAGCCGUACACCGCCUGGAGCUGCUGCUGAAGUGUCUGGACAAGCUGCAGCUCUUCCAGCCUUCUUUGCAGAUCUGCCCCUUUGAGACUGAGCUAAACAUGGACAUCGCUGCUGCCCUGAAGAGAGGUAACCGAGAAUGGUAUGACAGGCUCCUGAACACCAAGAGUCCUCGAGAGCAGUCAGGGUUGAAGCGCCUUGCCGGGCUGGUGGAGCUGGUCGACACCGUCUAUGAAGACCUGCAGUCCUGCUAUGGCAUCUAUGCCAGCCUCUUCCACAGCAUCAUCAAGAUUGACUUCUUCACUCUCACUUUCCGGCAGCUGGAGCGUCUGGUGGCUGAGGAGGUGUGGGCGCUGACAGAGGAGCUGAGCCCCAAAAUGACCCUUGAGGUGGCCUCACGACUCUUCGAGCUCUACCUAACCCUGGCAGACAUCCAGCGCUUCUGGAGCAGCAUCCCGGGCCGGGAUAGCCACACCCUGGCCCUGGCUGGCAUCCAUGCCCCAUUCCUGCCUGCUGUGAAGCUUUGGCUGCAGGUACUGAGGGACCAAGCCAAGUGGAGGCUUCAGGGAGCUGUGGAUGUGGACACGCUGGAGCCCUUGGAUGCCUCCUCCAAGCACAGCAGCUCCGCAGCCACUGCAAGUCUCUGCUUCAGCCACAUCCAAGAGCUAUGGGCUUUCCUGGCAUGGCCAGACCCUGCCCAGGCCCAGGGGCUAGGCACCCAGCUCAGCCAGGAUCUGUGCGAGGCUGCCCUUUUCUACACUGAGCUCUUGCGGAAGAAGGUGCACACUCAGCCCAGGGCCACGGGCGAGACAGUGAGUGAGCCGCUCUGCGUGGUCCUCAACAAUGUGGAGCUCCUGCGCAGGGUUGUUGGCCAGGCACUGAGAGGCCUGGCGUGGUCGGAGGGGGAUGCAGGGCUCGAGGUGGGGCUCCCGCGCCCCCUGCUCAGCUGCACACAGGCCCUGGAUGAAGACCUGCAGCGGGAGGCCCGCACCGUGACAGCACACCUGACCUCCAAGAUGGUGGGUGACAUCAGAAAGUAUGUGCAGCACAUCAGCCUGUCGCCUGACUCCAUCCAGAAUGAUGAGGCUGUGGCCCCGCUCAUGAAGUACCUGGACGAGAAGCUGACUGUGCUGAACACCUUGCUGGUGAAGGAGAACCUGAGCAGGGUGCUUGAGGCCCUCUGGGAGCUGCUCCUGCAGACCAUUCUGCAGGCACUGGGUACCAACGUUGACGUCUCUGCUGACUUCUACAGCCGCUUCCACUUUACUCUGGAGGCCCUGGUCACUUUUUUCCAUGCAGAGGGCAAGGGUCUGCCCCUGGAGAACCUGAAGGAUGGAAGCUACAAGAAGCUGGAAGAGGAACUGCGCCUACACAAGUGCUCCACCCGCGAGUGCAUCGAGCAGUAUUACCUGGACAAACUCAAGCAAAGGUCUCUGGAACAGAACCGGUUUGGGCGCCUGAGCAUCCGCUGCCACUACGAGGUAGCUGAGCAGCGGCUGGCGGUGGAGGUGCUGCACGCUGCCGACCUGCUCCCCCUGGAUGCCAACGGCCUGAGUGACCCCUUUGUGAUCGUGGAGCUGGGCCCACCACACUUCUUUCCACUGGUCCGAAGCCAGAGGACGCAGGUCAAGAGCAGGACACUGCAUCCUGUGUAUGAUGAGCUCUUCUACUUCUCUGUGCCAGCAGAGGCAUGCCGCCGCCGUGGCGCUUGUGUGCUGUUCACAGUCAUGGACCACGACUGGUUGUCCACCAACGACUUCGCAGGGGAGGCGGCCCUCAGCCUGGGCAACAUUGGUGGCAUUUUGCGGUCCCAGAUGGGAGGGAGCACUAAGGCAGAGCAGCCCGUCACCCUGCACCUGCGCAGGCCCCGAGCCCAGGUGAAGUCUACACUGAGGAUGCUGGAGGGCCGCACCAACAGGGAAGCGCAGGAGUUUGUCAAGAGACUGAGGGAGCUGGAGAAGUGCAUGGAGAUGGACCCCUGAACCUCUUGCAGCUGCCAGCCCCAGGCCUUCCCCAAGUCCCUGUGGUGUUGUCGUCUCACUGUGGUCAGCUUUGUGCAGCCAGGACUUGCGGUGCCCCCUCCCUGCUACGUGGUGUGCGUGCUGUGGCUGGACGCCCUGACUCUCAUCUGCCUUGGUGUGUCCAUGUGGUGUGUGCUGUGAACUCCUUACACCCAGCAAGCCCCACCCCGAACCCUGGAUCUAGGUGGGCAAUUCAGCAGAGCCUGGCUAGCAGCUGCCUUCCUGGACGCAGAACGGAGCAAGCCUGGUUGCCAGGUGAGCUUGCCCACCUGCUUCCUCAGGUUCCAGAGCCCUAGGGCAGGCUGGUAGGAACAGGAUUCUCAGUGGGUGACUUUGUUCCCCAGGGGACAUUAGACCACAUCUGGGGACAUUAAGCUGCAUCUGGGGACAUUAAGCUGCAUCUGGGGACAUUUUUGGUUAUAACUAGGGGCUGAAGAGGGUGCUACUGGUACCAGUGGACAAAGGUCAGGGAUGCUGCUCAAUAUCCUGCAAUAAACCAGACAGCACCCUCCCCGCAACAAAGAGUGGUCCAUCCCCACUGCCCAGUGUCGCAGCAGAGCUAUUUUAGAGGAAUCUCUGUCUUUAUCUCUCUUGGGGUGGGGGGGGGGCGGUAGUUCACUAGGCUGAGAGGCAGGAAGGUGAGGGUUUGAGUCUGAACAACCCAAGCCUUGGAGAGAAGCAGCUCCGAGGGCCCCAGGUUGAGGGAGAAAGUAAGCAGCUACAGUAUUCUCACCCUCUAUGGGCUCUAGAACCCUAUACCCAGAGGCUGUGUAGUGGAGAGGUUUGCUAAGAACUGCAUAGAUCUCCAGUCCUGGCCCAGGACAGGGUCCCCUGGGUCACUUCUGAGGCUGGUGGGUUAGUGUAAAGGGUUUUAUGCUGAUCGGUCGCCUGUCUGGCUUCUUUCAUGCCACACACACAUAUCCCCACAAGACCUACUCCACAGCCCGCCACCCCUACAGCACCGACCCUUUGAGGCAGGGUCUGCCUCACUAGAGGGUGAGAGUCCCUCCAGCCCCAGGCCAAAUACAAAGAAACAGGCUAACACUGAGGUUUCCUUGCCUGCAGCUUCAUUGGGGGCUCUGAGGCGGGACCCAGAGAAAGGCUGUGAUAGCUUUGGGAGAGAACCCGACAGAGUCCAGUGCUGCCUGGA
Pteropus alecto (black flying fox) is the source of this 4771-nucleotide messenger RNA. RefSeq names its product BAI1 associated protein 3 (gene BAIAP3). The transcript has 33 exons. The coding region runs from base 76 to 3582 and encodes 1168 amino acids. NCBI's taxonomy places the organism in Eukaryota, Metazoa, Chordata, Mammalia, Chiroptera, Pteropodidae. The record is from RefSeq and is a predicted model, not a curated record.